GGCAGCGUCAUUCUUUACACACUUCAUUUUAGCAGAAGUUAUCUCGCCCAGUUUAAAGGAAUUUGCGUUUUUUUUUUAUACAAGGACGCUGAAGUUGUAACUGUUGUAUUGAAGAAUUCACAAAAAAGAAAAAGUUUAUCCAUACCUGAAAAAAACAAACUAAAAAUCAUGUCCCUAGCUUUUCAAAAUGCAGAGUCUGUAAAACAGACCCUAUUAGAAGAAUUACAAAAUCUAUUAAGCUCGGAAACGCGGAUAAGACAGUCUGCCGAACAGAGAAUGAAGCAAUUGGAAUUCACAGAAGGUUAUGGCGUUUAUUUAUCGGAAUUAAUCAUGAAUCAAUCAUUCGAGCUGCCUUUAAGGCAAAUCGCCUGCAUAAUGUUAACACGUUAUGUGGAGAAUCAUUGGGGCGAAUGCGAUGAAGAAGGCAAUCCAAGUGAAGCUGGUGGCUGCGGUCCCGUUGCCACAGAACAGGCCAAACGCACAAUUCGCAAAAUUUUACCAAAUGGUUUAUAUGAUCCUAAUUCAAAAAUACGCUCAUCUGUGGCUCAUACAAUUUCGACAAUCGCUACAACAGAUUGGCCCAGCGUUUGGACGGAACUUUUCGAUAUAAUCAUUAAAUGUCUGGGUGGUAAUGAAAAUUCUAUUCAUGGAGCCAUGCAAAUUCUACAGGAUUUCAUUUACGAUGAGAAACAAAUUGUUGAACUUGGCCCAGUAGUUAUCUCCGAAGUUUAUCGGAUAUUCGAAUCGGAACAAAACUAUAGCAUUAAAACUCGCACUUUAGCAAUACGAAUUUUAAAGAAAUUAUUUUAUUCAAUCAGUUUAAAUAUUACGGAUAAGCAGGAGCAAGCUCCAAUGAUGAAUUCAAUAUUAACAAAUUUUAUGGAAAAAUUAAUUCACUAUUUAUCAAUGAAUAGCGGAACAGCUUCGAAUUUUAUGCUACGGACAGAAAUUGUGAAAAUUUUAACAUUUCUUGUUACGGGAAUGUCGAAAUAUAUACAAUCGUAUAUGGAACGGAUAUUGCCGGUAAUAUGGCAAUUGCUUACCCAAAUUGCCGACACCUAUGUUAAGGUUAUUGUUAAUCAAACCGAAAUAAGUCCUUUCCCGGUAACAUACGGUGAUAGUAACGACGACGAAGAUGAACUAACAAACUUCACCAAUAUGAUUGUGCAAAUUUUUGAAUUUAUUCAGUGUGUUAUUGGUGCUGGCAAAUUUCGAGCGACUAUCAAAAAUGUCUUAACCGAUUUAAUAUACAUUGUAAUUGUUUAUAUACAAGUUCCUGAAGAACAAAUUGAGGAUUGGCAAGAAGAUCCGGAGAAAUUUGUUGAUGAUGAAGAUGACGGUGGUAUGGAAUUAACUGUACGCGUUUCAGGCCAAGACGUUUUAGUGGCCUUGUACGAGGAAGUUGGCACCGAAAUUCUACCAUCACUUCAAGAAGCACUCAGUCGUCACAUGAAUGUAGCGGAAGCGGAAAAAGCUGCUGGUAAUGAAUUUUGGUGGAAAAUCCAAGAAGCCUGUAUGGUUGCCGUUCAUGCUUAUAAUGAACUCGUUCUACAUUCGCAUGAUCAAUUUGAUUUAUUGAAUUACUUGACAGUAGUUCGCAAUUGUUUGAACUAUCAUGAUUGUCCUCAUUUAGUUGGUCGGGCCUUAUGGACACUAAGCACCUAUUCGAGUUCAAAACUAUUUAAUCCUCAAAUGUUAGAUGAAAUCUUAAUGGUUACUCUACAAAGUCUACAAGCGGAUAAGUCCAUUAUUUUAAAGAUUAGCGCCGUAAGAGCUAUUUACAGUUUUGUUAAAACACAUGAAAAACCAAACGAUGAGAAACGAGCAUUGGUUCAAAAUAAAUUAUCCGGUUUUCUAGAAGGCAUUUUGGAUUUAGUACCAGGUUGUAAAAGUUCUGUUCUUGGAAUGCUGUUAGAAGCUUUGACUACAAUAAUAACGUUCGAUCCAUCAUUUGCAGUUACUGCUCAAAAUAAAUUGAUUCCCCUGGCGUUAGCAGUGUUUUUGAAAUAUCCUGAAGAUCCUUUCAUCUUGGAAAUCGUCCAGGAAUUAAUUAAAGCUCUUUGUCAAAAUCCGCAUUGCUUACAACCGCUGCAGGACAAAUUCAUAUCAACAAUUGUCAGUAUAUUGUCGUUGCAAGACGAACAAGCUAGCACUGCCAAACAAGAUAUAGCCCUGGAUGUUCUUACAACUAUUGUAAAAUAUUCACAAGCUCCGCUAUCGGCGGCUCUUAUUGAAAAUGCUUUUCCAGCCAUGAUUCAUUGCGUUCUACGGUCCGAUGAUCACGCCGUUAUGGUCGCAGGCGGAGAAUGCCUACGGGCUUACAUUUUUGUUUCACCUGAGCAAAUCUACGCCUAUAAGAAUGGUGAAGGUCUUAACUAUACUAUGCAACUGACCACCAUGUUAUUAAAUCCAAUGAACAACGAAUUGACAGCCGGUCAAAUUGGACGUCUAGUUAUUACUAUCAUCACGAAAAUGGGAAAUAUGUUAGGUGAAAAUGUUGACCUGCUAUUGAAAGCUGUUAUCAGCAAAAUGCAAUUAGUCGAGUGUUUGAAAGUAAUUAUGAGCUUAGUUGUAGUGUUCGCGCACUUGUUCCUUACUCAAACGGAGGCUGUAUUGAAUUUUCUCUCCACCGUACCGGGUCCAACAGGCGAGCCAGCCAUGCAAUUCGUUUUUAAUAAUUGGCUGUCAAAACAGACUUCUUUCUUUGGUGCCUACGAACGUAAAGUAACCACAAUGGCCUUGUGUAAACUCUUCGAGUACGGUGUUACAACGCAAGAUACCCGUUUGACUUCCAUAAAUGUAAAAGAUCUCGUUAUUAAUGAGGCUGCGAAUCAAGCGACGCGAGUAAAAACACGUUCUCAGACGAAUCAUCAAUGGGUGUCAAUGCCAGCUUUAGUUAAGAUGUUCAAAUUGCUUAUCAACGAGUUAUCGCAUCUAAAAGAAGCUCAUUUUGUUGAUUACGAAACGGAAACUGAUGAUGAGGAGGAGUCGCAUUUAGCUGAAAGUGCUGAAAAGCCAACCAACAACGCAUCGCCGAAGUUUCAAAGUUUCAUUUCCGAUUUAUAUUUUGCGACUGACGAUGAUGACGAUAACGAUGACGAUCAGCUUACACAAGAACUUUUAAAUGGACCAUUAUUCCAAACUAAUAUGGAAGAUAAUCUUACAAAGUUCCUGCAAAACUUUUCCAGCAGUGAACAUUUCCCAAUGUUCGUCAGUCAUUUGACUGAAGCUGAAAAAGGUGUUUUAAAAUCCAUACAAGUUGAGGUAGCCUAACUGUUGACUUUUGAGUUUUGGCAUCAAAAACAUUAAUUUCGAUUUAAUUUUUCUAUAACCUUUUAAGAGAAAACAUUUGAUUAUCUUUCACAAUUUAUUUGCAAACAUUUUUCGAACUCAGGUAUGCUAAGAAGGUUUCUUUGAAGCCUUGAAUAACUCUGAAUUAAUAUAAAAACGUUUCUUGAAUAUGAAAUCAGAAUAUGAUAUCAGAAAGAAUGUGUUACGAAAGUUUU
This is a messenger RNA of Glossina fuscipes, 3506 nucleotides long. It is a transcript of the gene Ipo9, whose product is annotated as importin-9. Gene Ontology annotation, molecular function: small GTPase binding. The record is from RefSeq and is a predicted model, not a curated record. The coding region runs from base 169 to 3273 and encodes 1034 amino acids. Gene Ontology annotation, cellular component: nuclear envelope; cytosol. Lineage: Eukaryota; Metazoa; Arthropoda; Insecta; Diptera; Glossinidae. The transcript is spliced from 6 exons. Gene Ontology annotation, biological process: protein import into nucleus.